This is a messenger RNA of Oreochromis niloticus (Nile tilapia), 1427 nucleotides long. RefSeq names its product lens intrinsic membrane protein 2.3 (gene lim2.3). Gene Ontology annotation, molecular function: structural constituent of eye lens. Gene Ontology annotation, cellular component: plasma membrane. Bases 227 to 748 code for a protein of 173 amino acids. Lineage: Eukaryota; Metazoa; Chordata; Actinopteri; Cichliformes; Cichlidae. The transcript is spliced from 5 exons. The record is from RefSeq and is a predicted model, not a curated record.
UUUGUAUUUUCAGCAGAUUCCCUAAAACACAAAACUCAUCCUCUGUGAUUGGUUGUGGCUCAGCAUGCUCCAUUGUUCCAUCAGCCCGUUUGUUCGCUUGGUUUCCUAUGCACAAACAAAACUUUCCUGCCAUCCUGGGCAAUAUUGGGCUCCUCCGUGCUUUGACAACCCGAAUUAUUGGAAUCUCUGACUUUUUCUAAGGGGAAAAAGAGUGUUUUUUGGCAGGAUGUACAGCUUCAUGGGAGGUGGGUUGUUCUGUGCCGGAGUUGGGAACAUACUCCUCAUUGUCUCCACGGCAACUGACUACUGGAUGCAGUAUCGGCACUCCAGCAAUUACAUGCACCAGGGCCUGUGGCGGUACUGUGUGCCCGGGAAAUGCAUGACACAUACAGACAGUAUUGCAUACUGGGAUGCCACCCGGGCCUUCAUGAUCCUUUCCCUGCUGGCUUGUUUCAUUGGCAUUGUGAUUGGCGUCAUGGCCUUCAUCCACUACUCCUCCUUUGACGGGUUUGACAAGACAUUUGCAGCUGGCAUCCUCUUCUUUAUCUCCUGCUUCUUUGUGUUGCUGGCGAUGGCUGUAUACACAGGGGUGACGGUGAAUUAUUACGGCAAACGCUAUGGCAGCUGGCGAUUCUCCUGGUCCUAUAUAAUGGGCUGGGUGGCAGUGGUGCUCACGUUCUUCUCAGGUAUCUUCUACAUGUGUGCCUACCGGAUGCACGAAUGCCCAAGAAACUCUAACUCGCGCUGACCUGCCGAACACUUCAACAUAUGUUCUCACACGUGUACCAGCACUGGUCCAUAACCUGCGACCAGGAGGAACCAAUACACCCCCUUGAACUUUCCAACAUCUUCUUAAAUAGUCAAGACUAAGCAAAAUAAAUGAGAAAAAUGUUGUUGCCUGUCUUGUCUCUGCUCUAUCAUUGUGCACACUAUCAGGACCAGCAAAUAAACUUGAUGGUAAACUACCCACAAAAACACAAAGGAAGCCUUGAAAAACUACAAGCAUAUCUGCUUAGUCAUCGGCUUUGAUGCAGUUUCAGAUUUAAACGUGAAGGUUGAAAGCCAUGCCUGAGAAAACACCCCACAGUGAUGCUCAAUUUUCACAGGAAAGCUUUGAGGUUAUGAAUAAAUGACUCGGAAAUCAUGAAAAUAUUUCAUUUUGUUUAAUUUAGCUAAUCGUUGUGCAAUAAGCAACAGUUUUAGCUUCAUAUAUCAACCCAGAAAAACACUGGGAAUGCAAAUGUGAACCAUCUUAACUUAAAGGAACUUCACUGCCAAGAGAGACUGUUUAUCAAUAAAGUCACAGUGCAGAUACAGCCUUAAGCCUGGCAUACAAAACAAAGUUUAAAAAAGAUGAAGAAAAAAGUCAAAACAGUCAACAGAGAACGGAAGUUAAUGUUUUGAGUAUUUAGAUAAUGCUGCGAUAA